Notodromas monacha is the source of this 1913-nucleotide messenger RNA. NCBI's taxonomy places the organism in Eukaryota, Metazoa, Arthropoda, Ostracoda, Podocopida, Cyprididae. The record is from the annotation of a GenBank genome assembly.
UGCUUCGCGGAAGUGAGAAAUGGAUUUGGAAGCGUUGAGAGCUCGGUUGGAGGUUGACGGCCAAGAGCAUCUUCUGCACUUUUGGACUUCAUUGAACGAUGACGCGAAGCAGGAGUUGAUUGACGAUGUCGAAUCGAUUGAUGUUACACGUAUGGUGUUGAAGUUUCGAGAUACAAUGGAAUUGGUGAAAGGCAACUUGGACGUUUGUUUGGAUGAAAUCAUGAAACCACCGCCGCCAAAGAUAAUUUCCUCUUCGUCGGAUUGCUCUCAAGAGACAUUGGAGAAAUAUAGAAAAACUGCUUUAGAAGCCAUCGCCAAAGGAAAAUUGGCAGUGAUUUUGCUAGCUGGAGGACAAGGCACUCGACUCGGGGUUCCCUAUCCGAAAGGCAUGUUCAGCGUUGGACUUCCUUCCAAGAAAACUUUGUAUCAAAUCCAAGCUGAAAGGAUCAAACGGCUUCAAUUCCUGGCCGAGGAACUGACUGGUGUCAAGGCUAAUAUUCCGUGGUACAUAAUGACGAGUGGACACACGCUCGUUGCCACGACGGAGUUCCUCGCCAGUCACAAUCAUUUCGGCCUGGACCCGUCAAACAUUCUAAUUUUUGAUCAAGGCUUAGCUCCGUGUUUUGACUUAACCGGUCGGAUUCUGCUGGCGACUGAAAGCAAAAUUGCCAAGAGCCCGGACGGCAAUGGAGGAUUGUAUGCGAGUUUGCGAAAAGCCGGGAUGCUGGAUGACAUGGCGUCGCGCGGAGUUGAUUGCGUGCACGUUUAUGGCGUUGACAACUUGUUGGUGAAGGUGGCGGAUCCGGUGUUUGUCGGAUAUUGUUUGGAGCAGGGUGCUGAUUGCGCUGCCAAAGUCGUGGCCAAGGAAAUGGCUGACGAACCCGUCGGGGUUUUCUGCGACGUUUCCGGGAAAUUCCAGGUGGUUGAAUACUCUGAAAUUCUCCCGGCGACGGCAGCCAAGCGGAACGAAGAUGGCACGCUGACGUUCUCUGCGGGGAAUAUUUGCAAUCACUUUUUCACGCUCGAGUUUUUGCAGCGAGUUUGCUCGGUGGAGAAUGAGGAUAAACUGCAGUAUCAUCCCGCGACGAAAAAGAUCCCCUGCAUGGAUCCCCAAACUCACGUUGCCGUUCCAAAACCUCCUGCUCCCAAUGGAAUCAAGUUGGAGAAAUUCGUGUUUGACGUUUUCGCGUUCGCCACCAAUUUCCGACUCUGGCAGGUGAAACGCGAAGAUGAAUUUAGCCCGGUGAAGAAUGCGGACGGGGCAUCCAAAGACACUCCGACGACUGCUCGAGAAAUGCUGUACGCUUUCGAUAAAUCUCUGAUUGAGAAAGCUGGAGGCUCAUUCAAGGACUCUGAACAAAAUCUUGUCGUGGAAAUCUCUCCUUUGACAUCCUACGAUGGCGAGGGGCUGGAGACUCUCGUCAAAGGAAAGGUUUUCGAUCUUCCUUGCAUCCUCUGAGAAAAAAAGAAAUGAGGCAUGCUGUUUUACAUUCCCGGAAACCUCGGAACAAUGAGAAAGUAUUUUUUUUUUUGGCUGCACCUUAUUGACUUUUGAAAGGGGGUGGGGACAAAUCCUUGAUCUUUCACGAGUAUUUCUUGAAAUACAGAGAAAUCUGAAAUCUCUGACGAUGCAGCUCUGCUGAAAAAAAAAGGAAUGGAUGUACGGUAAUUGAAACACUUCGAUGCACAGCGUGAAAUUAUUGUUCUCUUAGAGAAAAAAAAGUGCUUUCAAAACAUUUGCUCAUCGUUGCUCGAAGUGUUGCUUGCUUUCUGAAGAAACAUAUAGUGAAAAAAAGGAGGAAAACGACCGAGGCUGAACACGUGCGUUGCGAAGGAAAGGAAAUCUAUGUUACCAAAAAAAGUGAACAACAGUGCACUCGAUUAUUUUGGCUCUGGUUUUGAUCAGACGCGGU